Messenger RNA from Darwinula stevensoni, 753 nucleotides. Lineage: Eukaryota; Metazoa; Arthropoda; Ostracoda; Podocopida; Darwinulidae. The record is from the annotation of a GenBank genome assembly.
AUGGCGGAAUUCAUCUUGGAAAAGACUGAAAAGGUGACGGAACUUCCGAAAGGGGUUUUUGGAAACGUGACAUUCCAGAAAAUCUCCAUUUCUUCGACCGACUUGGCAACCGUGGAUCCCUCAGCAUUGCUUUCUUCAAAGGAUCGACUUGAGGAAGUGUCAAUUUUUUCCAGCGCACUGAAAGACUUCCCGUUUCACAUCCUUCCUCAAUUGACCCAGCUGAAAACAUUGGACCUCUCAAGUAACAUGUUGAAUGCAGUACCGGCCUUCGACAGUCCUAGUCUGGAAAUGCUGGAUAUUUCAGACAAUGGAAUUGAAACACUGAAGCCCGGAUGGUCCAUUCCCAACUUGGUGACACUGAGUAUCAGGUACAACCCCAUCACGGCGCUCCCUGCUGGACUGGUCGAAGGAAUGAAGAAUUUGGCAGAUUUUGAUGCUUCUGAUUGCCAGCUUGGACCGAUUUUGAAGAAAGGAUCCUUGACAUUCCGCAGCGAGGUCUUGUCGAAGGUGUUUCUCGGAGGAAAUGAAAUCGUCAACUUGGAACCAGGAGCUAUUACAGGUCUCAAGGCUGACACGAAACUUCAUCUACAGCAGAAUAUGAUGACGGAAUUGAAGGAAGACGCUUUCCUGCCCAUGCUGGAAGACCUGGGCGAAAACGGUCGGAUAUAUCUUUCCGUUCCAACAUGCCUUGUCCACAUUCCGAUGCUGUUUCACCCUGCACCUGCUCGAUUCACGGGACCACCAGAGACGUAA